Messenger RNA from Phycodurus eques (leafy seadragon), 1043 nucleotides. RefSeq names its product claudin 10d (gene cldn10d). Gene Ontology annotation, biological process: bicellular tight junction assembly; cell adhesion. The record is from RefSeq and is a predicted model, not a curated record. Gene Ontology annotation, cellular component: plasma membrane; bicellular tight junction. Gene Ontology annotation, molecular function: structural molecule activity. Bases 82 to 843 code for a protein of 253 amino acids. NCBI's taxonomy places the organism in Eukaryota, Metazoa, Chordata, Actinopteri, Syngnathiformes, Syngnathidae. The transcript is spliced from 5 exons.
CAUCAGCAGUGAUAUAAGAGGGAGAGGAGCUACAGAGAGAAACCUCUAUUUUUGUGUUCUUUUUAAGGGUUGACACUCACCAUGAAGUACAGGACAGUGGUGAUGUAUACAGAAAUUGGCUGCUUUGUGUCCUGCCUUUGCGGCUGGAUCCUGAUCUGCUCCACCCUUCCCACAGAGUACUGGACUUUCUCUGAGGUGGGCAGCAUUGUGCUGACCACCUCCAACUACUACUCCAACCUGUGGAGGGACUGCAUCUCAGACACCACAGGGGUGUCUGACUGCAAAGACUACCCCUCCAUGCUGGCCCUGCCUGCUUUCCUGCAUGCCUGCAGAGCAUUGGCAGUCUGCGCCGUCAUCACUGGCUUCUUUGGUGGCGUUCUCACUCUCAUUGGUAUGAAGUGCACCAAAAUAGGUGGAUCAGAGGUUGCAAAUGCAAGAGUGACCUUUGCAGGCGGACUCACCUAUCUCACCUCAGGCUUCUGUGGCAUGAUCACUUACUCCUGGUGGGCCAACAGAGUCAUCACAGAAUUCCUCAACCCAAAUUUCAGGGCACAAAAAUUUGAGCUUGGAGCUGCUGUUUUCAUUGGAUGGGGGGGCUCCAUCCUUUUGCUGUCUGGUGGGACUGUGCUCACUUACUUCUCUGGAAAAGAAGGUCUUCCAUCAGGUUCCUCAAACCGGACACAUAGACCAGCCACAGCCCGGACCAGAAAGACCUACAUGCUGCCACCCACCUCAUCCAGGAUCACUCUGAGGCCACCGCUGUUUUAUGAGGGAAGGAAGAGUCGACCGAGCAGAGUGGCAACAAAGACAACUGGCACAUUCAGUAGGGAGGACUUUGUCUGAGCAAAAGGAGUAUUAUAAAGCGGACUUAUAUUGAUAAAAGACCAUACCGGUAUUGGCCAUUCUUCUUGAUAAACCACAAAUGAGUUGCUUAAUGUCAAUUGACAGUCACUGUUUUUAAAAACAAGUUUACUUACGUCUAACAUGAAAGUGUUUCCUCUUUAUUGUAACACACCAUGUUAUUGAUGAAUGUUUCAUUAUGA